This is a messenger RNA of Lipotes vexillifer (Yangtze River dolphin), 1842 nucleotides long. RefSeq names its product golgi associated kinase 1A (gene GASK1A). The record is from RefSeq and is a predicted model, not a curated record. The transcript has 5 exons. Bases 1 to 1842 code for a protein of 613 amino acids. Gene Ontology annotation, cellular component: Golgi apparatus. Lineage: Eukaryota; Metazoa; Chordata; Mammalia; Artiodactyla; Lipotidae.
AUGUUUCACUUCUGCCUGGAGCAGCGCUUGGCUCAGGAAUAUCUGCUCAAUGAGCUAGUGAAUGGUCCACCCUAUGAGGGGGGUGCCAUUCUUAUCGCCAUGGUACAGGCAUCUUGGCUCUGGAGAAAGCUGCGUGGCAAGAGGCGGUUGGUGAUGGCAUUCUGCCUCUUAAUGGCUCUAUCUGUGGUGGCUGUCACCCGCUUCCCUCCACAGCACCCAGCCACCAGCCCAGACCCUGGUCCCGUGGAGCCCCAGCAGGUAACUGGUGCCCCUGUCCCCCAGAGCAGGCAGGCUCUGAGCUCCGGCUGGAGGCAGAGGGCAAGAAACCUGAGGUUCCGGAGAGGCUGGGCCUUGCCUAGGAGCUCCAUCCUGGUGUGUGCUGAGGAGCAAGGCCACGGAGGGAGCGUGGACAGCAGCAGGCAGUCCCCAGGCAUGGACAGCAGGCAUCCAGGGAGGGUCAAGAGGGGCAUUACUUUGGCACCUCCAGGAGAUUUGAGACUCAGUACCCGGCAUCUGGUGCUCCUGAGGGCGGAUGAGGUCAGGGGUCCAGGAACCAAAGACCUGGACCUCCCCUGGCACAGUGGUCCCCUCUGGCAGGCACAGAGUGAGACGGGCACCCCAGAUGGCCCCCUCGCAGGGCACAACAUGGCAGCAUUACAGACUUGGAGAACUACUGCUGGACCGACCCUCCGGCCUCAUCCAGCAGAAGGGGGUGAUCUACCAGGAGUGAGGAACAGAGCCUUGACUGGUGGACGACAAGCAGGGGCUCCCUCCCCGGCCACGGGGGCUCUUCAGUGGCCUGGCUCUGUUGGGGAGCUGCAAGGAUCUGUGUGGUGUGACGCUGAGACCCCCAGGCUGUCGAGUGGCUUGAGGACCAGCGAACAGGUGCCCCCGUGGCUCACAGAGCAGGAUGUACAGACCCUCCAGCUGCUGGCGCAGGGGCAGGUGGUGGGCAAAGCCAGGGUCCCUGGCCACGGACAGGUGCUGCAGGUUGGCUUCUCUGCCAAGGGUGCCCUUCAGGACCUGUCUCCGGGUCUCAGCCACCUCUGCUCCCAGGGGCUCUGUGGCCUGAUCAAGAGGCCUGGGGACCUGUCUGAGGUCCUGUCCUUCCACGUGGACCGCGUGCUGGGGCUGCGCCGGAGCCUACCUGCCGUGGCCAGGCGCUUCCACAGCCCCCUGCUGCCCUACCGCUACACGGAUGGUGGCGCAAGGCCAGUCAUCUGGUGGGCACCCGACGUGCAGCACCUGGGUGAUCCAGAUGAUGACCAGAACUCGCUGGCCUUGGGCUGGCUGCAGUACCAGGCCCUGCUGGCACGUGACUGCAGCCAGCCGGGCCAGGCCGCAUGCCUGGGCAUCCACCGCGCCGAGUGGGCACGCCUGGCACUCUUCGACUUCCUGCUGCAGGUCCAUGACCGCCUGGAUCGCUAUUGCUGCGGCUUCGAGCCUGAGCCCUCGGACCCCUGUGUGGAAGAGAGACUCCGAGAGAAAUGCCGGAACCCGGGGGAGCUGCGGCUUGUCCACAUCUUGGUCCGGAGCAGUGAUCUCUCUCAUCUGGUCUACAUCGAUAACGCCGGCAACCUUCAGCACCCGGAGCACAAGCUGAAUUUCCGGCUGCUGGAGGGCAUUGACGGGUUUCCUGAGUCUGUCGUGAAGAUUCUCGCAUCAGGGUGUCUACAGAAUAUGCUGCUCAAGUCACUGCAGACAGAUCCGGUGUUCUGGGAAAGCCAAGGUGGGCAACAGGGCCUACAGCGGGUCCUCCAGACCCUGGAGCGGCGAGGACAGGUCCUGCUGAGCCACAUCCAGACGCACAACCUGACACUCCUCAGGGACGAGGGCCCAUAA